Molecule: messenger RNA, 3703 nt
Organism: Ooceraea biroi (clonal raider ant)
Lineage: Eukaryota; Metazoa; Arthropoda; Insecta; Hymenoptera; Formicidae
Gene: Reg-5
Product: Rhythmically expressed gene 5
Source: RefSeq, a predicted model, not a curated record
AGAAGUACAAAUAAAAAUUUUUGGAGACACGUGAAGUUAACCCCCCAACAUGUAAAAAAAAUAACUUUCUAUAGCUCAGUUGAUUGCUCAUCGUUUGCACAUUUCGAAUUUUCUUUUGCACACUUCUAAUACAAAUGUUAUUAACAAAAGGAGUUUGAGGAGGUCAAUUUCACGUUAGCCCCUAACUUUGAUACAAUUGCAUUAAAAUAGUUUUAAUCAAUAAAUUUCCGUUUGCACAUCCUUAAUAAUAAAAUUAUAGACAAAUAAAGUUUCGCGAAUGGCUAAUCGCAGUUCAUCGAGCAUCGCAUCGCGACGAAGAACCGCAAGUGGCUUUCUUCGACUUCGCAUACGUAUAAAUCGCGCCCGGGAAUUUCGGCGUGGCGCCGAAUAAAAUUAGGAAGACGCCUUUUUUGCGCUUUCUGCAUACUUGCGUCGCGUCACCGCGAUUUCCUAGAGUGCGUAAAUAAAACACGCGUAGCGGACAUCCCAUGGACUCUGCUCUUCGUAUUGACGUAUGCACGAGAUCCCGGAUGAGAACGGAAUAAAGUAGGGGGGACCUGAUACUUCUUCCAUGCAGAGGGGCAACAUAAAACGAAGCGGCAAACGAGAUUCCGACUCAGUAUAUGCCAAGCAGCCGAUCGAUCGCUGUUUGACGAGUAAGAUACGAGAGAGCGAGAGGCGAGUUGUUGCUCGGUUGUUUGAUAACAAUCGUGAGACGAAUCAAAUAGCGAACAGACAACCGGUUGCACAUGCGUGAAGAUUGCACUUGUCGAGAGUGUGAAACGUGUGAUAGAAGGAGCCAACGAAGAAGAGUGAAGAAAAAAAGAAAGAAAGAAGAAACGCGAUAAUGAUGAUAAUGACGACCAGUGGUACUUUUAUCGCGAAGGUCACUGUCUGCAUUCUACUAGGCUGCUGGGUAACGACGCGAGUCACCAGUUCGGCGAUACCGAUGUGGGAAUUUCUCUCGAAGAAUGAGAAAAUGAGUUAUCUAUACGGAUUAUUCAGCAAACAAGUAGCGCGUUACUGUGCCGAUUCAUCAAGCCCGGACUGCAACAAGAACCUACUUAUAUCUGGAGUGCGCAGCCUCGCCAACAUGGACGACAAUAUCCUUGAUAGGUUGGACCCCUAUCAACGCGGCGCCAAGGAAAUGAUUUGGCGCGCUAUGAUUGGAAGCAGCAGAUUCUCGUCGAGGAUCAGCCACGAUAACGAUGAGUCCUACUUCACGACUGGAGCCGACUUAUCAGCUGGUAGUGGCAGCGAAACAAAUGGUCUUGCUGAAGAGACUGUGGUAAGCAGCGACUAUAUAGCGGAACCGAACGAACCAUACUUGACAGGUCCGAUGGUGAUCCGGGUAUAUCCGGAUGGUCGACCAGUUCCGGAGGACAAGAAGCGUCCAUUGCCGAGAGACGAGGACGUAGAUGAGCUCAGAUACUCUCGCUUGCCGUCCGUGAAAGAGAUUGAGGACAAAAGUGGCAGUACGUUGUACGGAAAAGGCACGAUAGAGUCAGCGACGAGGCGACCGUCCUUCAACGUUGCAGUCGACAGAGAUCGGCCAUUGAAAGCAAGACGUCUUUAUGGUCUUGGCAACCCACUAUUUUACGAUAGAGCGAUACUUCGAAGCGCGAUGAACAAUCGUAGAGUUCGCUACUAUUAAAAAGAAUCUUUUAUCUUGUCAAAAUGGAUUGCACACGUUAUGCCUACUGUUCUGUAUCGAAUAAUAUAAGAUAUCACGCGGGAGGAGCUGAAGGUACAAACAGCAUUAGAUCGCUGUACUGCAGUAGAUGACGAUGUUAACAGUAAUCGUCUGUGGAAAUCAUUAAUUAAAUUAAUGGUUGCCACCAACGCACGUUUUAUUAAUUUAUUUAGAGUUGCGUAUUUGCAAAGGGAUUAUGCAAUCACAAAAGGAAAAUUCUCAUUCAUGAGAUUUCUUGGAACAUCAAGACUGUAGGGCUACGAGAGAUAAAAUGAAGAAAAUGUAAGAGAACGCGAUCUAAGACUUUUGUUUGAGAAUUCGCAUUUCACAUGUAACCCGCAUACAUCGAAAGUUUGACGAUUGGUCGGGAAUUAGAUUCCUAAAAUGAGAGCGUUGAAAAAAAAUAUGUACAUAUUCGUGUCGCUAUCUGUGUCACAUACGAGUAGUCACCGACCAUGAAUAUCAUGUAGUUUUCACUUAUUUAUUCAUUUGUUGUUUUGUCAUUCAUUUGUUAUUUAUUUAAUACUCGAUGUGAUUGUCAUAAUUCACAUGCGAAACUUCUGCAGAAAAUGUCGAUGAGAUUUCACCGAAGUUUAAACUACAAAUGUAGUAAAAUAAACAAAAUUGAAAAAAAUUUUAACUCGAGGAUUGUUAAAAACUAGCAAAUUUUUUGUUUUUUAAUAAUUGAUAUGCUAUAUGAUACUUCAGCAAAAUAGUGAUUAAUCAUAAAUUUUUCUAAAUUUUUAUUCUGUAAACAACAUUGCCCAUUUAGCCCUUCGCGAAUAGUAAUAAGAGAAUUAAAAUUUUAGAAUAUUAAUAAAGGAUAGAAAAGUUCCUUAAUCCUUUCGUCCUAAAUGGUACACAUAAGUAUCAGAAACAUAUAUAUAUUUAUAUUUAUAAUUAUAACCAGGGACGAAAGAGUUAAGAUAAUAUAUAUUUGAAUGUUUCUUCGUGUUAUCCAUUGUCUUGAUUAAGUUUCUAAAUGCGAAAGUCCGUGGCUAAAACUAUUCAUAGCCAUCUAACAUAGUGUUGCGCGUAUUUUGACAACGUAAAGUAUGUUCAAUUAUUACUCCAUUUGAUUGGGUAUUGCUCGACUUAUGUUAGAUCAAAUGAAUAAACCAAAUGUGUUAGACCUUAUGAUCAAAGAUCAGAAGGUUAAUUGUAAAUGUACGUCAUGCUACAUUAUUGAGUGUUGCAUACAUAUGACAUUAACAUUAAUAGUUAAGAUAUAUACUUGUAGAAGAAGCUAUAAUAUCAGUUUUGCUAAAAAGUUCCGAUAAAAAGUCCAUUUAUAAAGAAAAGUAAUAAUCUCUAAUAAUUUAACUGACUCUAGCCAUUUGUUCAGCAGCUACUAACACUCAAUAUAUCUUACUCUCCUAACAUUUAUUAAAUUGAUAUUACUUAUUGCUGUUCAUUCAUUUGUGGCUCAAAUUUAUAUAAAUUUAGAUAAUAUCCUUUAACAUCUUCUCUUUUUAAUAUGUAUGUAUUCGCCAUUACUUCCCACGUAAAGGAAUUAAUAUAUCUCGUUGAGAAAUACAGUGAUUCGUAUACUUAAUAAAGUUAUAUUAAUAAUUACUAUUAUUACGAAAUAUGCUAUCAUGUUAAUAGUCAAGAAAUAUUUCACUUGCAUUUUAAUGUACAGCUUAUUGUCGGAAAUGUCUGAUUAAAAAAAGGAAUAAUUGUAAAAAGUAAUACUUUAUUAAAAAAGAAAUCUGUAUUACACGCAUUUACACAUUUACAGUACAUGACAAUUACGAUUAUUUUUUAGAUUAAUGCAUAUAUUUUCACUUUAUAGAUAAACAUAUAAAGAUAUAUUUGGGACGAUUAAUUUUAAAUAAGAUAAUAUAAUAAGGUAGAACUAAAGUGUGAUAAAAUAUAGUGCAUAUUAUACAUGUGUAUUUAUAUUAAUGUACAUAUUUGAAAUGUGAGAUUAUAUGACAAUAAGACAAUGUGAUAAAUUAAGAUUAACAUAUAAAUGUAUGUGUAGAUAUAUAUACACAUAAUAGAUAA